AUGGAAGUGUACGAGUUCAAGAAAACAUUCCUCACGCGCCUGCUCGAAACGACCAAUGUGCUUAACGGUGGUGGUACUAACAUUCCGGCAUCCGCGAUACGGGCGGAGUGGACCAAUUUCGUGGAAGUUGCCGUCGAACCGACGGGCUGGCAAGCGCUUUGGAAGGCAUCGCGUCCGGUAUGCGAACAACUGUCCGUGAAGUAUCCGCUCGUCGUGCUCGGUACGGUCGAUCAGGUGCUGUUCGACGAACUGAAGGCAAGCUUUAUCAUCGAAGCGAUCCAGGACGAUGAUGUGCAAUUACCCGAACCCCAGCUCAUCGUCGAUCUGGACGAGCUGUGGCCGCUGCGGGAACAAAAUUUCGCCGAACUAAACGUCAACAUUACGGCUGAGUGUAUUGAUAAGCUGCGGUUUUUCUACCAACAUCUCUGGAUGCCGUGGGACAACGAUGGAGAGGACGAACAUAGCUGGAUCGAUAAGCAUCUGGAAUCGCGAAUACGGUUUUGCUAUGAUCUGAAGAAUAGGGCGAUGUCACGUCAGCUUUCAUCGCACGCAUUGGCCCUGCUCGCCGAAGCUCGGUACAUCCAGCGUAAGCGCGCCUUUAUAGAGCAGCAGCUGAACGCGGACGAGGAAGACGAAGAUCAUGAAUCGUCCAUUGUGCAGGAUAACCGGUCGUCCGAACUGUUGCAGCUUAAUUUGCGCAUGAAUACGAUCAAAAAUGAAAUCAACAUAUUGGAGAAUCCCGUCAUGCGGAGCGUUUUCGAGAAGGUCCGCUUCGGGGCAGGGAAGGUUAAGGGUGAAGCGUCCAUGUCGUACAUUGUCACACAGGCUGCACCCAUGGAUGAGCAGCUUACCUAUCUGCAGAGUGCCAAGGAGCUGUUGGACCCGAAGAUUUCGGUAAAAAUGUGUGACUCUCUGCAGCACGCGCUGGAUCAUUGUAGUCCCGACAGUGCGAUCUAUCUACCACCCGGCACUCGGCAAGAUAUUACGUUUCUCGAAUACCUUAACAGUGGUGGAUCGUUCCGGGGUGUGAGCAACACAGCGUUCGUGGACGAAUGCGAUCGGGCUACCAAGGAGAAUUCUACCAUCGUGUCCAAAAACGACGACAGUGUACUGUUGACGAUUGAUGGGGAUUUUACGCUGGAAAACAUCCGCCUCGAUUGUUCGAAUGUGCGCACCGGUGUGGUAAUCAACAAGGGUAACGUCACCUUCCGGAACUGUUGCUUCACGGGCGAUCCGAGUUCGAGCACUAAACAGGGCAUCGUGAUCUUCGGGAACUGUACCAUCACGUUCGAACGGUGUGUGAUAAAGGAAUUUUCGACCGGCAUCUACAGUAAUCACGAUUGCACGAUUAACCUGAUCAACACAACUAUUAGCCACUGUAUAACCGGGUUGGAGACACUUGAUCAGUGCCAAAUUCUAUUCCACUCGGCAAGCGUAACACACUGUUCGCAGUAUGGAGUGUUGCUGGAGGAUUUCAACGAUGAGGCCCAAAACAACGGUGCCGGUGCCGGGGAACCGAACGAAAGAAGUCGAUCGCAGGUGUUUGAAGAUUUCAAUACGAUCGAGCGAGAAGAGUUUACGUUCGAGGGAAGCUGUGAGUUUCGGGACAAUGCAAAGGGCAAUUUUGUCAUCCGUAAGGGCUUUAGUGAGCGGUUCAACAGUUCGUGCUUUGUCGAUGGAGAUGAAACCGAACAGCCAGAAGAGGACGAUGGCUUGGAAGAUUCGAUGUGCGACGUGACUAAUGUAAGUUUUUGUGCCAAUUAUCUUGAAGCAACUAAACUGUCCUCUACCAAGCAUAACAGCCGUUCGGUGGAAAUUUCGGACGGAAGUGAAAAGGACGCACAGUCCGCCAGCGAUACAGGGGUGUCUGGUUCAAUGAGUCAGUCAGAGGAAGAAUCAAGCGGGUAUGAUGGUGUAGAGAACAGCACGCUAGAUGUUAGAGAUGUUCAGCAUUCAUUAGAGGAAGUGAAGAAAGCUGGAAUUUCGGGUGAGCACAAUGAAACGAGGGAUGAUCACGAUGAUCAGGUCAUCGAAAUUGAUGAUACGAUUAUUGAGAUCGAUUAA
Messenger RNA from Anopheles marshallii, 2064 nucleotides. RefSeq names its product protein nessun dorma (gene nesd). The transcript has a single exon. Bases 1 to 2064 code for a protein of 687 amino acids. Gene Ontology annotation, biological process: male meiosis cytokinesis; spermatogenesis. The record is from RefSeq and is a predicted model, not a curated record. Lineage: Eukaryota; Metazoa; Arthropoda; Insecta; Diptera; Culicidae.